Molecule: messenger RNA, 638 nt
Organism: Trichomycterus rosablanca
Lineage: Eukaryota; Metazoa; Chordata; Actinopteri; Siluriformes; Trichomycteridae
Gene: lye
Product: lymphocyte antigen-6, epidermis
Exons: 3
Coding region: 1-399 (132 amino acids)
Source: RefSeq, a predicted model, not a curated record
AUGAAGGCCGUGCUGUUCGGACUCAUCGCACUCGUCGGAGUCUUCGCUCUCACCGAGUCUCUGACCUGUAAUUCCUGCUCUCUGGGGAUGUUUGGAAUUUGUAUGAACCCCUCGUCCACCCAGUGCAACACCAGUACAUCCCUGUGCACCACAACAUCAGUCAGAUUCACUGGUAUUUCUGGUUUCUUCGGCUUCACCUCUCAGAGCUGCAUAGAUUCGUCCAAUUGCAACGUCACGGUGACCAGCAGCAUCCUGACCGCCCAGUACACCAUCAGUCAGAGGUGCUGCAGCACCAGUAUGUGUAACCCCACCAAUGCUGCCCCCUACACGCAGCUCUCCGCCGGUGCAGCUCUCAGCGCCGCCCUGCUCGCCUGUUUGUGGAGCCAGUCCGUCUACUGAGCGCCUUAUAUACACCAUCCACACUCCGACCGACCCCGAGAUCGACGUCUGUACUGAACUAACGAUGCUUUAUUACUAUUAAUAAUCAAACAAACGAGGUGAGGUUGCUGGUGACGCUGCAGAAAGUGGCCUUGAGUAUGACUAAAUGUUGUCAUGUAGCAAAUGAUGGUACGAGGCGAUCUGUUCUUCAUGCUGUAAUAAUUCCUUAAUUCUUUAAUGAUAGUGAUAGUGAUAAUAUC